AUGUUCACUAUGAAUGAAGCCAUUGAAAGUUUCUCAACACCAGCACAAUUACAUUUUCUGUUCACUCAACUAAUUUUAGAUAGUGCCCCUGCACUUGAUAUUUGGCAAAAAUUUAACUCAAACCUCUCUGAUAAUAUACAUAGUAAUUAUUCAGAUACUAUUGAUAUCACACUUCAACAAAUAGCCUCUAUACUUGCUGAACAUA
Messenger RNA from Scutellospora calospora, 205 nucleotides. Lineage: Eukaryota; Fungi; Glomeromycota; Glomeromycetes; Diversisporales; Gigasporaceae. The record is from the annotation of a GenBank genome assembly.